AGCAGGUAUAUUCCUCGCGCUGUGCAUAAGAAGCAGGGAACGUUCACCUGUAUGAAAGUACAUAGCAUAUUUUGAGCAAUGGGAAUAUACAAACAAAGACCCAAUCAUUGAACACUCUCCUAUUGGACAGUUCACUUAACUAGUUCUUUUUUCAAAGUGUCUUACAAGGCGGUGCCUCGACAAAUUUCAGAUCAGUCUGCUAGCACCAACGUGUACUAGACUGGUAUAAAUUCCUGUUCGCCGUUCAAGAUUUCAAAUACCACAAGAUAUGUCCAGCGAAGAAAACAAGCCGUUUGUGCAGUCAUUUUUGGGAAAGAAAAAAAUAACAUCCAGCGAAUUUAUUGCAAUUUUCCAGAGAUACGACCAAGAUGGAAACGGAAGCAUUGACUGUGCAGAAGUGGAUCAUUUUCUGAAAGAUCUUGCAAAGGAAAGUGGGAAUGAGUUCAAAGAUGAUGCAGAGUUCCGAGAAUUCAAGGCCAAGAUUAUCGGAAUGUACGAUGUUGAUUCAGACGGGAAGAUAAGCAUGUCUGAGCUUUCCAAAAUACUGCCUGCUGAAGACAAUUUCUUAGUUCGGUUUAGGGAAGAAGUCAAGUUGUCCAGUGUGGAUUUUAUCAAGAUCUGGUAUCACUAUGACACAGACAGAAACGGCUUUCUUGAUACUGCAGAAUUAGACGGUUUUCUCAGAGAUUUGUUCAGUGCUUGCGAUAAAAAAAAAGCUGUUACUCCGCAGAGGAUAUUUGAUUACCGGACGACAAUCAUGGAGCUGUUUGACUCCAAUAAAGACGGGAAGAUCGAACUCAACGAAAUGUCAAAAAUUCUUCCUGUUGAAGAGAACUUUUUCAGUCAAUUCGAGGGUAAACGAGAUUUAUCUAAAGAAGAUUUUGAUGCAAUUUUCCAACAUUAUGACAAGGACAAAAAUGGUUUAAUCGAAGACAGCGAGCUGAUUGCCUUUCUUAGAGAUGUGCUGCAACGUGAUGGUGGGACUCCGACGACAACUGAGCUGGAAAACUACAGAACAACAAUAUUGAAAGUUUGUGACAAAAACAAGGAUGGAAAAUUGAAUGCAGACGAGUUAAGGUUUCUUCUUGCUUCCAAAUAAGACUCCAUGGCACAAAGAGAAGAUUUGAACAGGAAGCGGCCUUUCCAGUCAUGUAUUGCACUGAUUCGGUAUGAUGGAAUGAGAGAAGAAUUUGUUGGUGUCUUUAAUGUGUUUAUUGUUGGUGACAUUUCAAAAUACGUAAGAAUAAUCAAACACGUGCUGUUGGCACUUGUAACAAAAACAUUGCAACAUUUAAUUUCUUGCAAUUGUAAGUUUUGCAAAAUAUCGCACACAGUAAUUUGUAUCUAUUCAUGCUUUGUUGUUUAGUUAUUUAUUGAAUAAAAAGCAUCAGA
Molecule: messenger RNA, 1392 nt
Organism: Rhopilema esculentum
Lineage: Eukaryota; Metazoa; Cnidaria; Scyphozoa; Rhizostomeae; Rhizostomatidae
Product: secretagogin
Biological process (GO): regulation of presynaptic cytosolic calcium ion concentration; regulation of long-term synaptic potentiation
Cellular component (GO): cytosol; nucleus; synapse
Molecular function (GO): calcium ion binding
Source: RefSeq, a predicted model, not a curated record